Vigna umbellata (rice bean) is the source of this 684-nucleotide messenger RNA. The record is from RefSeq and is a predicted model, not a curated record. NCBI's taxonomy places the organism in Eukaryota, Viridiplantae, Streptophyta, Magnoliopsida, Fabales, Fabaceae.
AUGGUGAGUGUAUUCAUUAUGAGGCGCACCGGCCUUCCCGCCCGUGACCUCCGCAUAUUGGACCCUCUCCUCUCCUACCCUUCCACCCUUCUUGGCCGUGAGAGGGCCAUCGUCAUCAACUUGGAGCACAUCAAGGCCAUCAUCACCGCCCACGAGGUCCUCCUCCUCAACUCACGUGACCCCUCCGUCACCCCCUUCGUCCAAGAGCUCCAGGCUAGGAUCCUCCGCCACCACCAGGCCUUCUCUUCCAAACAUCACGACCACCACACCGACUCCGACCCCGACCACGACCACGUCCCUGAUGCCAUCAAGAUUCUCCCUUUCGAAUUCGUGGCCCUAGAGGCCUGCCUUGAAGCCGCCUGUAGCGUAUUGGAGAACGAGGCAAAGACGUUGGAGCAGGAGGCUCAUCCCGCCUUGGACAAGCUCACAUCCAAGAUCAGUACUCUCAAUUUGGAACGCGUUCGUCAAAUUAAGAGCCGAUUGGUCGCCAUCACUGGCCGUGUUCAGAAGGUGAGGGAUGAAUUGGAGCACUUGCUGGACGACGACGAUGAUAUGGCUGAGAUGUAUCUGACGGAUAAGUUAGCCGAACAGCAGAUGGAAGAGAGCUCUUCCGCAUCCUCCAUAAAUGACCACGACGAGCAGGAUAUAGAUGACAGGACCACUACAGAAAUAUAUAUAUGUUAA